Messenger RNA from Aegilops tauschii subsp. strangulata, 728 nucleotides. RefSeq lists its product as uncharacterized. NCBI's taxonomy places the organism in Eukaryota, Viridiplantae, Streptophyta, Magnoliopsida, Poales, Poaceae. The record is from RefSeq and is a predicted model, not a curated record.
CUUGAGACUAGGUUUGCCCCAGUGGGUGACGCAGGACCCCGCACCCGAAGUGCGUAUAUAUGAGGUGACCCCGCGCGUCCCUGUUGCACCUCAGUCGUCUCAACACUCCACCCAGGAAGAAGAAUAGGAGGGACGCUACCAAAUCGGCGAUCCAGGGAAGAUGGCGUUCAGCAUCACCAGGAAAGAGAUCGAGGGGUUCUGGAGGAGGAAGGAGGAGGAGCGCCGCCUCGCCGCCGAGAAGGAGGCCGCCAGAGCCAAGGCCAAGACUCUCAAGAUGGAGGAUUAUAUGCUCUUCGAGCAAAUGAUAAGGGAGAUUCUGGAGGAGGGGAACGAGGGAGACAAGGGCAUCACCAAGAACCGAAUGACGGUGACACCUUCCAGCAGGGUCGCCGAGCUACGGAUUGGGAUCAAGCACUGGUGGAAGAAAAGCACCUAUGCUUAUCUGAAUGAGCCGGCAGUGACGGCAUCGAUGGAUGACAAGGGAAGAAGCGGACGCGCCGUCACCUAUAUUCCGCAAGACAGAUGCCUCAAAGUCCGCUCGUCAAUUCCUGCUUCAUUUGUCAUCUUUUAGGUACUCUGUAUUUUCAUGACAAAACAAGCUGAGGCAUAUCUAUAUGUAUGUAUGCAUCAGCUGUUGUGACAAGGACGGAAUAAUUUAUGCUGUGUAUAAGUUUGUCUGAAUGCUGUACUUGUAUCAAAUUAAGUGGAAGACCGUGUUGCUUGGUGCA